GGAGAGCGAAGGUGGCCGCAGCCUUCCCGGCCCCACAGCCAGCCUGGCUCCAGCUGGGCAGGAGUGCAGAGCUCAGCUGGAGGCGGAGGGGGAAGUGCCCAGGAGGCUGAUGACAUCACCACCCAGCCCUUGAAAGAUGAGCUGUUCCCGCCGCCACUCCAGCUCUGGCUUCUGGGCUCCGAGGAGGGGUGGGGACGGUGGGGACAUCAGGCUGCCCCGCAGUACCAGGGAGCGACUGAAGUGCCCAUGCCGCUUGCUCCAGAGAAGUAUUUACACAUGUCCUUGAAGUGGAGAAAGCAUGUAGGAAGAGGAGUUUAGGCAGAAGGAGGCCUGAUCUCAUCUUGCCUUUGUCUUGCUUUUGUGCUGUACCUGGGGAGAUCAGCACCAUCAGCGUGACUCUAACAGAUUUGAGUGUGAGGAGCUCGGCUUGGAUUGCAGACCUCAAGUUACAAUUGAUGUGUCCUUGUUUUGUGCCCAGGUGUGGCCUCACUCACAUCCCACUCUGAGUCCAAAUGUUCUCUCCCUGGAAGAUACCAAUGUUUCUGUCUGUUCGUGAGGACUCCGUGCCCACCACGGCCUCUUUCAGCGCCGACAUGCUCAAUGUCACCUUGCAAGGGCCCACUCUUAACGGGACUUUUGCCCAGAGCAAAUGCCCCCAAGUGGAGUGGCUGGGCUGGCUCAACACCAUCCAGCCCCCCUUCCUCUGGGUGCUGUUCGUGCUGGCCACACUAGAGAACAUCUUUGUCCUCAGCGUCUUCUGCCUGCACAAGAGCAGCUGCACUGUGGCAGAGAUCUACCUGGGGAACCUGGCCGCAGCAGACCUGAUCCUGGCCUGCGGGCUGCCCUUCUGGGCCAUCACCAUCUCCAACAACUUCGACUGGCUCUUUGGGGAGACGCUCUGCCGUGUGGUGAAUGCCAUUAUCUCCAUGAACCUGUACAGCAGCAUCUGUUUCCUGAUGCUGGUGAGCAUUGACCGCUAUCUGGCCCUGGUGAAAACCAUGUCCAUGGGCCGGAUGCGCGGCGUGCGCUGGGCCAAGCUCUACAGCUUGGUGAUCUGGGGGUGCACGCUGCUCCUGAGCUCACCCAUGCUGGUGUUCCGGACCAUGAAGGAGUACAGCGAUGAGGGCCACAACGUCACCGCUUGCAUCAUCAGCUACCCAUCCCUCAUCUGGGAAGUGUUCACCAACAUGCUCCUGAAUGUCGUGGGCUUCCUGCUGCCCCUGAGUGUCAUCACCUUCUGCACGAUGCAGAUCAUGCAGGUGCUGCGGAACAACGAGAUGCAGAAGUUCAAGGAGAUCCAGACGGAGAGGAGGGCCACGGUGCUAGUCCUGGUUGUGCUGCUGCUAUUCAUCAUCUGCUGGCUGCCCUUCCAGAUCAGCACCUUCCUGGACACGCUGCAUCGCCUCGGCAUCCUCUCCAGCUGCCAGGACGAGCGCAUCAUCGAUGUAAUCACACAGAUCGCCUCCUUCAUGGCCUACAGCAACAGCUGCCUCAACCCACUGGUGUAUGUGAUCGUGGGCAAGCGCUUCCGAAAGAAGUCUUGGGAGGUGUACCAGGGAGUGUGCCAGAAAGGGGGCUGCAGGUCAGAACCCAUUCAGAUGGAGAACUCCAUGGGCACACUGCGGACCUCCAUCUCCGUGGAACGCCAGAUUCACAAACUGCAGGACUGGGCAGGGAGCAGACAGUGAGCAAACGCCAGCAGGGCUGCUGUGAAUUUGUGUAAGGAUUGAGGGACAGUUGCUUUUCAGCAUGGGCCCAGGAAUGCCAAGGAGACAUCCAUGCACGACCUUGGGAAAUGAGUUGAUGUCUCCAGUAAAACACCGGAGAGUAAUUCCUGCCCUGCCCAAUUUUGCAGGGAGCAUGGCUGUGAGGAUGGGGUGAACUCAUGCACAGCCAAGGACUCCAAAAACACGACAGCAUUACUGUUCUUAUUUGCUGCCACACCUGAGCCAGCCUGCUCCUUUCCAGGAGUGGAGGAAGCCUGGGGGCAGGGAGAGGAGUGACUGAGCUUCCCUCCCGUGUGUUCUCCGUCCCUGCCCCAGCAAGACAACUUAGAUCUCCAGGAGAACCGCCAUCCCGCUUUGGUGCAAUGGCUGAGUGCACAAGUGAAUUGUUGCCCUGGGUUUCUUUAAUCUAUUCAGCUAGAACUUUGGAGGACAAUUUCUUGCAUUAAUGAAGGUUAAGCCCUGAGGGGUCCCUGAUAACAACCUGGAGACCAGGAUUUUAUGGCUCCCCUCAUUGAUGGACAAGGAGGUCUGUGCCAAAGAAGAAUCCAAUAAGCACAUAUUGAGCACUUGCUGUAUAUGCAGUAUUGAGCACUGUAGGCAAAAGGGAAGAAAGAAGGAGCCAUCUCCAUCUUGAAGGAACUCAAAGACUCAAGUGGGAACAACUGGGCACUGCCACCACCAGAAAGCUGUUCAACGAGACGGUUGAGCAGGGUGCUGUGGGUGAUAUGGACAGCAGAAGGGGGAGACCAAUUUUCCAGCUCAACCAAUAACUAUUGCACAACCACCUGUCCCUGCCUCAGUUCCCUCUUCUGUAACAUGAAGUCGUUGUGAGGAUUAAAGGCAGUAACAGGUAUAAAAGUACUUAGAAAAGCAAAGGGUGCUAUGUACAUGUGAGGCAUUAUUAUGCAGACAUAACUGGGAUAUGUUUACUAUAAGGAAAAGACACUGAGGUUUAGAAAUAGCUCCGUGGAGCAGAAUCAGUAUUGGGAGCCAGUGGCGGUGUGAAGCACCAGUGUCUGGCACACAGUAGGUGCUCAUUGGCUCCCUUCCACCUGUCAUUCCCACCACCCUGAGGCCCCCACCGCCACACACACAUGAGCAUUUGGAGAGAAGGCCAUGUCUUCAAAGUUUGAUUUGUGAUGAGGCAGAGGAAGAUAUUUCUAAUCAGUCUUGCCCAGAGGAUCACAGUGCUGAGACCCCUCACCACCAGCCGGUACCUGGGAAGGGGGAGAGUGCAGGCCUGCUCAGGGACUGUUCCUGUCUCAGCAACCAAGGGAUUGUUCCUGUCAAUCAAUGGUUUAUUGGAAGGUGGCCCAGUAUGAGCCCUAGAAGAGUGUGAAAAGGAAUGGCAAUGGUGUUCACCAUUGGCAGUGCCAGGGCAGCACUCAUUCACUUGAUAAAUGAAUAUUUAUUAGCUGGUUGGAGAGCUAGAACCUGGAGAACUAGAACCUGGAGGGCUAGAACCUGGAGAGGCCAGAACCUAGAAGGGCUAGAACCUGGAGGGGCUAGAACCUAGAGAAGCUAAAACCCGAGCUAGAAGCUGGAGGACUAGAACCUGGAGGGCUGGAAUCUGGAGAGCUAGAACCUGGAGGGCUAGAACCUGGCAGGCUAGAACCUAGAAGGGCUAGAACCUGGAGGGCUAGAACCUGGAAGGGCUAGAACCUGGAGGGCUGGAAUCUGGAGAGCUAGAACCUGGAGGGCUAGAACCUGGAGGGCUGGAAUCUGGAGAGCUAGAACCUGGAGGGCUAGAACCUGGAGGGCUAGAACCUGGAGAGCUAGAACCUAGAAGGGCUAGAACCUGGAGGGCUGGAAUCUGGAGAGCUAGAACCUGGAGGGCUAGAACCUGGAGGGCUGGAAUCUGGAGAGCUAGAACCUGGAGGGCUAGAAUCUGGAGAGCUAGAACCUGGAGGGCUAGAACCUGGCAGGCUAGAACCUAGAAGGGCUAGAACCUGGAGGGCUAGAACCUGGAAGGGCUAGAACCUGGAGGGCUGGAAUCUGGAGAGCUAGAACCUGGAGGGCUAGAACCUGGAGGGCUAGAACCUGGCAGGCUAGAACCUAGAAGGGCUAGAACCUGGAGAGCCAGAACCUGGAGGGCUAGAACCUGGAAGGGCUAGAACCUGUAGAGCUAGAACAUGGAGAGCUAGAACCCGGCAGGCUAGAACCUAGAAGGGCUAGAACCUGGAGAGCCAGAACCUGGAGGGCUAGAACCUGGAAGGGCUAGAACCUGUAGAGCUAGAACAUGGAGAGCUAGAACCCGGCAGGCUAGAACCUGGCGAGCUAGAACCUGGAGGGAAUGAACCUGGAGGGCUAGAACCUGGAGAAUGAGAAAAAUUUACAUGGCAAAGAGCCCAUAAAUCCUGACCAAUCCAACUCUGAAUUUUAAAGCAAAAGCGUCACAAAAAAGAUUCCCUCCUUACCCCCAACCCACUCUUUUUCCCACCACCCAGUCUCCUCUGCCUCAAUAAGUACCUGGAGAAAGAAAACAGGUGAAAGAAGAAGUAAAAACCAUUUAGUAUUAGUAUUAGAGUGAAGUCAAACUGUGCCACACAUGGUGAAUGAAAAAAAAAAAAAAGAGGCUGUGUUUUGUCACACAGGGCGAUCAUUCAUCAGCAGAGCACAUGAUGGUCUGAGACUCUCUUAGGAGCAGAGCUCUGCCGCAAUGGCCAUGUGGGGAUCCACACCUGGUCUGAGGGGCAACUGAGUCUGCGGGAGAAGAGCGGCCCUAUGCAUGGUGUAGAUGCCCUGAUAAAGAACAUCUGCCCUGUGAAAGACUCAAUGAGCUGUUAUGUUGUAAACAGGAAGCAUUUCACAUCCAAACAAGAAAAUCAUGUAAACAUGUGUCUUUUCUGUAGAGCAUAAUAAAUGGAUGAGGUUUUUGCACAGCUCUAGCAUUUGUUACAACUCCCGAAACCCCCGAGUUUGGUCCCUGGGGUACCGCCUUGCACACUCAGAAGCCUUUGGGAAGGUGUGCUAUUCAUUUCUGCUCAAUCUGUUAACACGCUUCUGGCAUGUAGAUCAGUGGUCUCCAAGCUUUUGUGAUUGUCUAUUCCUAUAGGAAAAAAAGAAUUGAUUAUGCAUACCCAGUAUGUAUACUUAUUAAUCUGCAUGAAGAUGUACAUU
Molecule: messenger RNA, 4847 nt
Organism: Gorilla gorilla gorilla (western lowland gorilla)
Lineage: Eukaryota; Metazoa; Chordata; Mammalia; Primates; Hominidae
Gene: BDKRB2
Product: bradykinin receptor B2
Exons: 4
Coding region: 513-1688 (391 amino acids)
Biological process (GO): cell chemotaxis; positive regulation of cytosolic calcium ion concentration; calcium-mediated signaling
Cellular component (GO): external side of plasma membrane; membrane
Molecular function (GO): C-C chemokine receptor activity; bradykinin receptor activity; C-C chemokine binding
Source: RefSeq, a predicted model, not a curated record